Emericellopsis atlantica is the source of this 621-nucleotide messenger RNA. RefSeq lists its product as uncharacterized. NCBI's taxonomy places the organism in Eukaryota, Fungi, Ascomycota, Sordariomycetes, Hypocreales, Bionectriaceae. The record is from RefSeq and is a predicted model, not a curated record. The transcript has a single exon. Bases 1 to 621 code for a protein of 206 amino acids.
AUGUCUCUCAACUCUCUCAACCACGCUGCCAUUGUCGCCGCUGGCCACACCGCUCAAGCUCGCCGUCGCCUCAACAACGCCAUCUCUCGCUCCAAGCAGGCCGCCGCCAUGAGGGUCACAAAGGAUAUGACUUCCGGUACCCAGACGGAGGUCAUUGAAUUUGCUCAUGAUGACUUUGACGAGCUUCUGUGCAACCAGAUGCAUGACUAUGUCGUCGCGGCCGAGAAGGCCACCAAGGACUCCAUUGCUGGCAUCCGUCGCUACUACAACACCAAUGCGCCUUGCAUGUACUCUCUGCCCCGCGACCGGGCCACUGAUGUCAAGACCGUCAAGCAAGAGUGCCUGGACAUGUACAAGUGCCACGACGCCCGCCUGAAGGACCUCCUUCUCGCCUUUGAGGAGGUUUCCGAUGAGAAGUGGGCGCAGAUCAAGCAGCACCACGCUCAGUUCAAGGACAAUUUCCUCCAGCGCCUCGAGGACCGCCGCAGCUUCUUCAUCCAGCGCUGGAAGCUUGCUCUUCGCCUCCGGGUGUGCCAUCGCCGCGUUGUCUGCAACGCCGCCGAUGUCAAGUACGCCGGCAAUGGUUGCGAAUUCCUCCUCAACCAGGGCUUCCACCUCUAG